Pecten maximus is the source of this 1287-nucleotide messenger RNA. RefSeq names its product probable serine/threonine-protein kinase clkA. Bases 1 to 1287 code for a protein of 428 amino acids. The record is from RefSeq and is a predicted model, not a curated record. Lineage: Eukaryota; Metazoa; Mollusca; Bivalvia; Pectinida; Pectinidae. The transcript has 2 exons.
AUGACGGACUCAGGACAGAAACACAAACAACCAGACGGGAGUCGGACAGAAUACACAAAACAUAACCAGACGACGGACUCGGACAGAAACACAAACAACCAGACGGAGUCGGACAGAAACACAAACAACCAGACGGAGUCGGACAGAAACACAAACAACCAGACGGAGUCGGACAGAAACACAAACAACCAGACGGAGUCAGACAGAAACACAAACAACCAGACGGAGUCAGACAGAAACACAAACAACCAGACGGAGUCGGACAGAAACACAAACAACCAGACGGAGUCAGACAGAAACACAAACAACCAGACGGAGUCAGACAGAAACACAAACAACCAGACGGAGUCGGACAGAAACACAAACAACCAGACGGAGUCAGACAGAAACACAAACAACCAGACGGAGUCGGACAGAAACACAAACAACCAGACGGAGUCAGACAGAAACACAAACAACCAGACGGAGUCGGACAGAAACACAAACAACCAGACGGAGUCGGACAGAAACACAAACAACCAGACGGACUCGGACAGAAACACAAACAACCAGACGGAGUCGGACAGAAACACAAACAACCAGACGGAGUCAGACAGAAACACAAACAACCAGACGGACUCGGACAGAAACACAAACAACCAGACGGAGUCAGACAGAAACACAAACAACCAGACGGAGUCAGACAGAAACACAAACAACCAGACGGAGUCGGACAGAAACACAAACAACCAGACGGAGUCGGACAGAAACACAAACAACCAGACGGAGUCGGACAGAAACACAAACAACCAGACGGAGUCGGACAGAAACACAAACAACCAGACGGAGUCGGACAGAAACACAAACAACCAGACGGAGUCGGACAGAAACACAAACAACCAGACGGAGUCGGACAGAAACACAAACAACCAGACGGAGUCGGACAGAAACACAAACAACCAGACGGAGUCGGACAGAAACACAAACAACCAGACGGAGUCGGACAGAAACACAAACAACCAGACGGAGUCGGACAGAAACACAAACAACCAGACGGACUCGGACAGAAACACAAACAACCAGACGGAGUCGGACAGAAACACAAACAACCAGACGGAGUCGGACAGAAACACAAACAACCAGACGGAGUCGGACAGAAACACAAACAACCAGACGGAGUCGGACAGAAACACAAACAACCAGACGGAGUCGGACAGAAACACAAACAACCAGACGGAGUCGGACAGAAACACAAACAACCAGACGGACUCAGACAGAAGCACACACGUCAAUGACUCUAGUCAGUAA